AUGAUUAUUUGUGGUCGGUGUCGUAAUUUACUCUAUAGAGAGCAUAAACAUCAUCGUUAUGUCCUUGAUCAAUCGACAAUUGAUUCGAAUAGUCUUGAGGAUGCAAGUGAAUCUGAAGAACAACAACAACAACCAAAAGAACAAGAAGAGCGGCAGUCACAACAAACAUCUUCAGCAAUAAACAGUGGUGUUGUACUUAGUGGUGUUUUGGGGAAUGGUGAUGAUUAUUUAUACUUAGGGAUGUACCGAGACCGAGAUCUCGGUCUCAGUCAAUCUCGGUCUCGGUCUCGGUCUCGGUCUCGGUCGUCUCGCCCGAGAUCUCGGUCUGUCUCGCUCUGUAUAACAAAUAAUCGUUUUGACUUUCAUUAUGCCACGAAUGCCGCAGCCAAUCAUUUGGCAAUUAAUAUUUUGAAAUCGAUAUUAAUGUAG
Molecule: messenger RNA, 429 nt
Organism: Adineta ricciae
Lineage: Eukaryota; Metazoa; Rotifera; Eurotatoria; Adinetida; Adinetidae
Source: the annotation of a GenBank genome assembly